This is a messenger RNA of Physella acuta, 396 nucleotides long. Its product is annotated as T-complex protein 1 subunit alpha-like. Gene Ontology annotation, biological process: protein folding. Lineage: Eukaryota; Metazoa; Mollusca; Gastropoda; Physidae. The record is from RefSeq and is a predicted model, not a curated record. Gene Ontology annotation, molecular function: ATP-dependent protein folding chaperone; ATP binding; ATP hydrolysis activity.
AUGUUGGUUGAUGAUGUAGCUGAUGUUACUAUUACCAAUGAUGGUGCCACUAUUCUAAAACUACUAGAUAAAAUGUUGGUUGAUGAUGUAGGUGAUGGUACUAUUACCAAUGAUGGUGCCACUAUUCUAAAACUACUUGAAGUUGAGAACCCUGCUGCUAAGGUUUUUGUUGAUCUUGCAGAUCAGCAAAAUCAAGAAGUUUGUGAUGGAACUACUAGUGUGGUGAUUAUUACUGCUGAAUUGUUUAAAAUUGUACAAAUUAACCCUACCUCCAUUAUAAGUUGCUACAGACUGGCAUGCAAAGAAGCUGUUAAAUGUAUUCAAGAUCAUUUAACAAUUUCUAUUGAUGAUUUGGGUCGCGACUCCAUAGUUAAUGUUGCUAAAACCAGCAUGUAG